AAGAACACAGUGAAGCUACAUGCAGCUAUGUGGAACAAAAAGCUUCAAUUUUUUACAGGCUUUUUUUUUGUGCUUGUUUUGACUUCAUCGGCAUUCAUUAGAGGUCAGGUCAGGUUGGCAGGUUCUGGAUCAACUCGGUGCUCUGGAAGGGUUGAAAUUUUCUAUGGAUAUGCCUGGGGAACGGUUUGUGAUGACGGCUGGGACAUGACUGAUGCUGAAGUGGUUUGUAAACAGCUGGGCUGUGGUACAGCACUCAGUGCACCAGGUUCUGCUCACUUUGGUCAAGGAGAUGGACAAAUCUUGCUUGAUGAAGUUCGGUGCUCAGGAAAUGAAAGCUCUCUAACCAGCUGUAGACACAACGGUUAUUGGACACAUGGCUGUAGUCAUAGUGAGGAUGCUGGUGUGAUCUGUUCAGAAUAUGCGAUCAGAUUGACUGGAUCAACUUCCUGCUCUGGAAGAGUUGAGAUCAACCAUGACGGCCAAUGGGGAACAGUGUGUGAUGAUGGCUGGGAUCUAACUGAUGCUCAGGUGGUCUGCAGACAGUUAUCCUGUGGUUCAGCAUUAAAUACCACUUCAUCAGCAGUUUUUGGUGAAGGAACUGGUCAAAUCUGGCUUGAUGAAGUGAACUGUACAGGAAGUGAAAGUACUCUAAUCAACUGUCAAAAUUCAGGGUUUGGGACACACAAGUGUAAACACAAUGAGGUUGCUGGUGUGGUCUGCUCAGGUCCGGUCAGGUUGGCAGGUUCUGGAUCAACUCUGUGCUCUGGAAGAGUUGAAGUUCACUAUAGAGAUACCUGGGGAACGGUCUGUGAUGACGGCUGGGACAUGACUGAUGCUGAAGUGGUUUGUAAACAGCUGGGCUGUGGUACAGCUCUCGAUGUAGUUGGUUCUGCUCGCUUUGGUAAAGGAUUUGGAAAAAUCUGGCUCAAUGAUGUUCAGUGCUCAGGAGAUGAAAGCUCCCUAACCAGCUGUAGACACAACGGUUAUGGGAGACAUAACUGUGGUCAUAGUGAGGAUGCUGGUGUGAUCUGUUCAGAAUAUGCGAUCAGAUUGACUGGAUCAACUUCCUGCUCUGGAAGAGUUGAGAUCAACCAUGACGGCCAAUGGGGAACAGUGUGUGAUGAUGGCUGGGAUCUAACUGAUGCUCAGGUGGUCUGCAGACAGUUAUCCUGUGGUUCAGCAUUAAAUACCACUUCAUCAGCAGUUUUUGGUGAAGGAACUGGUCAAAUCUGGCUUGAUGAAGUGAACUGUACAGGAAGUGAAAGUACUCUAAUCAACUGUCAAAAUUCAGGGUUUGGGACACACAAGUGUAAACACAAUGAGGUUGCUGGUGUGGUCUGCUCAGGUCCGGUCAGGUUGGCAGGUCCUGGAUCAACUCUGUGCUCUGGAAGAGUUGAAGUUCACUAUAGAGAUACCUGGGGAACGGUCUGUGAUGAUUACUGGAGCACAGUUGAUGCUAAUGUGGUUUGCAGACAGCUGGACUGUGGUACAGCACUCAAUGCAACGGGUUCUGCAUACUUUGGUCAAGGAGAUGGAAAAAUCUUGCUUGAUGAUGUUGAAUGCUCAGGAAAUGAAAGUUCUCUAACCAGCUGUGGACACAGAGGUUAUGAGAGCCAUAACUGUGGUCAUAGUGAGGAUGCUGGUGUGAUCUGUUCAGACUCUGUUAUCAGAUUGACUGGAUCAACUUCCUGCUCUGGAAGAGUUGAGAUCAACCAUGACGGCCAAUGGGGAACAGUGUGUGAUGAUGGCUGGGAUCUAACUGAUGCUCAGGUGGUCUGCAGACAGUUAUCCUGUGGUUCAGCAUUAAGUACAACUUCAUCAGCUGCUUCUCGUGAAGGAACUGGUCAAAUUUGGCUUGACCAUGUGAACUGUACAGGAAGUGAAAGCGCUCUAACCAACUGUCAGCAUGCAGGGUUUGGGACACACAAGUGUAAACACAACGAGGAUGCUGGCGUGGUCUGCUCAGCGAAUUUUCCACAGCCCAGGAUCUCUAUUAGCCCUGCUUCUGUGGUCAGCUGGGGUCAGGAAGUCAACAUCACUUGUUAUAUUACAGCUGCUCCUUUAAAUGGAACAUUUAUCCUCCGACAGACUUCAGGAUCAUUCAGAAUGACUCAGUCAUCAGAUUCCAACUCUGCCACCUUCAACAUCCCUAAAGUGGCCAUCGAUCAUCAUGGAGAAUUUCAGUGUCAGUUCGAGAAAAGGUUGUCUAACCAAACAUUAUCCUUCCUCAGUAACUCUGUUAGUCUUACAGUGAGACUUCCAAAGCCCAGCAUCUCUUUGAGGACGGAUGAUGAGGUCACCUGGGGUCAACAACUCAGCAUCACUUGUUCUGUUGAAGCUAAACCUUUCAAUGGAACAUUUAUCCUCCGACAGACUUCAAGAUCAUUCAGAAUGACUGAGCCAUCAGUUUCCUCCUCUGCUACCUUCAACAUCUUAAAAGUGACUCUGGAUCAUGAUGGAGAAUUCAUGUGUCAGUAUGUGAAAAGGAUGUCAAACCAAACAUUGACCUCUGACGAGAGUGACUUUGUUCGUCUUAGAGUGAACCUUCCCAAGCCCCGCAUCUCUAUUAGCCCUGCUGCUGAGGUCACCUGGGGUCAGCAAGUUACCAUCACUUGUUCUAUUGUAACUCCACAAUUUUCUUUUGGAACCAUUACUCUCCAAAAGACUUCAGGUUCAUUCAGAAUGACUCAGUACACACCUUCCACCAUUUCUAUCUUCAAAAUCCAAAAUGCGACCCUGGAUCAUGAUGGAGAAUUCCUGUGUCAGUAUCGGUCAAGGCAAAGAUUCUCCUCUAGCCGCAGUGACCCCAUUCAUCUUACUGUGAAUCUGUCCAGACCCAUCAUUUCCCUGACAUCCCCAGUUGGAGGGUUGGUCUGGGGUCCAGGAGGAGCAGAGGUUACCAAAGGUUACGGCUUCUCCUUCAUUUGCUCCAUUGACCCCAGAUUUCCUCAGGGAGAUUUCUCUCUCAUCUUCUCUGGAUCCAACAUCAGAGAAACCAGGCCAGCAGUCAAAAACUCGGCCUCCUUUAACUUCCCAGCUGCUGAGUUUGAACACCAGGGCAACUACAGCUGUGUGUAUGAGGUUACCAUGGCUACACAGAGGUUCGGUUCUGCUGAGGCAGAACCCAUUAGUCUGGUUCUUAAAUCCUCUUCACUGCUGCUGGUUUCCUCAGUCUCCAGUGGAAUCCUGCUGCUGGUCCUGCUGGUGUCUCUAGCAGUCUGUCUGGGCUGCAGGAGGAAACUUUGCUCUAAACGGCCCAAACCGUCUGGCCAGAACCAAACCCACUUCAAUGCUACCACAUCUGCUGAGGCUUUGAAGAACACAGUGAAGCUACAUGCAGCUAUGUGGAACAAAAAGCUUCAAUUUUUUACAGGCUUUUUCUUUGUGCUUGUUUUGACUUCAUCAGCAUUCAUUACAGGUCAGGUCAGGUUGGCAGGUUCUGGAUCAACUCGGUGCUCUGGAAGGGUUGAAGUUUUCUAUAGAUAUAACUGGGGAACGGUUUGUGAUGACGGCUGGGACAUGACUGAUGCUGAAGUGGUUUGUAGACAGCUGGGCUGUCGUACAGCACUCAGUGCACCAGGUUCUGCUCACUUUGGUGAAGGAUUUGGACAAAUCUUGCUUGAUGAUGUUCAGUGCUCAGGAUAUGAAAGGUCUCUAACCAGCUGUAGACACAACGGUUAUGGGAGACAUAACUGUGGUCAUAGUGAGGAUGCUGGUGUGAUCUGUUCAGCGAGCCUUCCAAAUCCCAGCAUCUCAAUAGGCUCUGAUGAGGUCACCUGGGGUCAACCACUCAGCUUCACUUGUUCUAUUGCUGCUACGCCUUUAAGUGGAACAUUUAUCCUCCAACAGACUUCAGGAUCAUUCAGAAUGACUGAGCCAUCAGUUUCUUCCUCUGCUACCUUCAACAUCCCUAAAGUGACUCUGGAUCAUGAUGGAGAAUUUAAGUGUCAGUAUGAGCAAAGGGUGUCAAGCCAAACAUGGACCUCUCCCUUCAGUAACUCUGUUCGUCUUAGAGUGAACCUUCCCAAGCCCAGCAUCUCUAUAGGCUCUGAUGAGGUCACCUGGGGUCAACCACUCAGCAUCACUUGUUCUAUUGCUGCUACGCCUUUAAGUGGAACAUUUAUCCUCCGACAGACUUCAGGAUCAUUCAGAAUGACUCAGUAUUCAGUUUCUUCCUCUGCUACCUUCAACAUCCCUAAAGUGACUCUGGAUCAUGAUGGAGAAUUUAAGUGUCAGUAUGAGCAAAGGGUGUCAAGCCAAACAUGGACCUCUCCCUUCAGUAACUCUGUUCGUCUUAGAGUGAAUCUGUCCAGACCCAUCAUUUCCCUGACAUCCCCAGUUGGAGGGUUGGUCUGGGGUCCAGGAGGAGCAGAGGUUACCAAAGGUUACGGCUUCUCCUUCAUUUGCUCCAUUGACCCCAGAUUUCCUCAGGGAGAUUUCUCUCUCAUCUUCUCUGGAUCCAACAUCACAGAAACCAGGCCAGCAGUCAAAAACUCGGCCUCCUUUAACUUCCCAGCUGCUGAGUUUGAACACCAGGGCAACUACAGCUGUGUGUAUGAGGUUACCAUGGCUACACAGAGGUUCGGUUCUGAUGAGGCAGAACCCAUUAGUCUCAUCAUCAAAUCCUCUUCACUGCUGCUGGUUUCCUCAGUCUCCAGUGGAAUCCUGCUGCUGGUUCUGCUGGUGUCUCUAGCAGUCUGUCUGGGCUACAGGAGGAAACUUUGCUCUGAACGGUCCAAACCGUCUGGCCAGAACCAAAUGACUUUCCAGCAGUUAAACAUACAAGACCUCGAGAAUGAUUGCGACGACUAUGAAAACAUUGAUGCAAUUCGCUCAGUAAAGAAGCUGGAGAUGGACAGAGAGUCAAUAAGUGAUGAUGUUUAUGUGGAAGCAGAGCCUAAUUUAAGACAAAUCGGUCUUGGUGUCAAGGUCCAUGCGUCAUCAGAACAAAGAUCUGAAGAUGAUGAAGAAAGCACUGAUGAAGAAGAUGUCUACGUGAAUGUUGAUGCAACCUGGAAAGAUAAUGUGGUGCAAGUUAAAAAAUUUGAAAAUGAGUAUCAAUAGAUGAAAGUUGAAAAUUAGUAAGACCAAAAUAGAUACAAAACAAAUAUUUAGCUUCAAAGAAUUUAGUCUAUAUAAGAAUAUGGCUGUGCCUGGGUCAUAGUGAAGUACACAGUACAUGACUGCAUA
Messenger RNA from Poeciliopsis prolifica (blackstripe livebearer), 5190 nucleotides. RefSeq lists its product as uncharacterized. Lineage: Eukaryota; Metazoa; Chordata; Actinopteri; Cyprinodontiformes; Poeciliidae. The transcript is spliced from 22 exons. Gene Ontology annotation, cellular component: membrane. Bases 28 to 5064 code for a protein of 1678 amino acids. The record is from RefSeq and is a predicted model, not a curated record.